AUGACUCUCCCCAACGUCCGUCUCGGCCUCGCUGCCGGUGGCCAUGCCCACAACGACGUCCUGCACCGCCGUGGUAGGUAUCACAUGUGGGAUGGGGGCGAGGGACGGACACCACACACCACCACCCUGGACCGCGCGCUCACAACGGACCUCGGCUGUACCAACCUCUACACGUACCCCAACUCGUCGACGACCGUCGACGCCACCCUGCCCGUCACGUUCAAGUGGGACACCACUUGCAACGUCAACUCGGACCUCAUUGACCUGUACAUCUACGAGCCCAGCGCGUCCAACGCGCUCCUCAAGGCCUACGUCGGCGUCACCUUUUCCACUGGCUACUACACCGCCCAGCUCCAGCCCUCGUGGUGGAACGACACCGAGUCGGUCCAGCUCUAUGUCACCAUUCUCAAGAACGGUGGAGCGGUCUGGGACACGACUUGGUCCAACGGUCCCACUUUUACGGCCACCUACUCGGCCCAGGCAAUGUACUCUGUCACCACCUCGAACGGCGUAGUGUACACUUCAACCGCACCCGGUGCGGCUACCGGCACUGGAAACGCCGUCUUUGAGACAGUCAACGCCACCACUGGCAAAAAGUCCAACAAGGGCGUGAUUGCCGUCGCGGUUAUCAUUCCCAUUGUCGUUCUCGCCGGUCUUGCUGCUGUUGCCUUCUACUUUUACCGUCUCAAGGAGAAGGAAAAGCUCAAGCGCUGGUCGCAGGCGCUCAGCCAGCAUUCGGCCAUGGAGUGGGAAAAGGGCGCUCUUCCCGGCGACCAGCGCGGUUCCGCUUAUGGCCGUCCCAGCUCGGCGUACUCGCGCUCGGCUGGCCGCCCCAGCACUGGCUACGGUCGUCCCAGCACUGGUUACGGCCGCCCUUCGAUGAACUCGCAGGGCCGUCCCGCGUCCUCGGUCAUGAUGGAGAACAUGGCUGGAGCCGGCACUUUCCGCCCCUUCCCUGGUGGUGCCGAGGAGGGCCCCAGUCGCUCGUCCGUUGUCAUGGCCGACGGUCACGUUCGCCAGUCGCGUAUCUCUUUCGCCGACCAGGUUCGCCCUCGUCUCUCUGCCGGCGACCAGCACCGCCCGCGCGUUGCCUCCGGUCUCAACCACGACGCAGCGGCUGCUGUCUAUGCCUCUGGUUCGGCCAUCGACGACCGCGAGCUCACCAACGUCUCCCCGACCCAGAUGGACGGCCCUGCUGGCUUUGGCGACGCCGAGAUUCGCCGUGCUGCUACUGGUACUCGUACUGGUCGCGCCAGCAUUGGCCAGUCUGGCGACGUCCGCUCAAUGCUCAAGGCCCGCGGCUCCGUGGACGAACUGCGCGACAUGGAGGCCGUCAUGUUUGUUACUCACCCUGACGACACUGUUGAAUCUCUGCACAUGGACGACGACCCUUCCUCGCCCACUGACGGCAACAAUGGCCAGCCCACCGUUGCCUAUGGUCCCGACCAAAUGCUGGCAGUCUACGCUCAGCGCGGCAAGGCCGCAUCGCCUACUCCGGACAGCAUGCCGUCUGCACCGCCCCUGGCCGUCACCAAAGCCAAGGAGACUGUCAAGCGCUUCCUCACGCGCAAGGGACCCAAGGUGCCCACCAUCGAGAUUGACCGUAGCGCCGCCUCGCCCUCGCCUGAAAUGAACAUGCGGAGCAUGGUUCACAUGCACAACGGCACCGCCUCUGGACAGGCAGUGGACUCGCUGCCUGCACCUGGCCCCCACUAG
This is a messenger RNA of Apiotrichum porosum, 1716 nucleotides long. RefSeq lists its product as uncharacterized. The record is from RefSeq and is a predicted model, not a curated record. The coding region runs from base 1 to 1716 and encodes 571 amino acids. Lineage: Eukaryota; Fungi; Basidiomycota; Tremellomycetes; Trichosporonales; Trichosporonaceae. The transcript has 3 exons.